CUGCCACCUAAACACGUACAGUCUUUUCCUUCCUGCUUGCUUUACUCAACUCACCUCAAAUUUCAAAAACCCUAAUUUUCUCCUCUUUUUCCACUCCGAUUCUCCUCCCAGGAACCUCCGAAUGAAGCGCUUCCGGGUCCCCAGCUCUUCCGGUUUCACCGAUGACCGUGUACUCAACCCCCCGAUGGCAACUGCCACCGCCGCCGCCGCUUUCAAUUCCACUGUCCCUCCCUUCUCGGCGCAGCAGAUUGAUUCAGAAGUCUAUCCGGGAGCGAGUUUUUCAGUUUCGGAGACGGCUAUGGAGGAUGGAGAGAAUGUUGGGAAUUUCCUCGAGAGGUGCUUUUUAUGCAAGAAGAUGCUGAACCAGAAAAACGAAGUGUAUAUGUAUGGAAUCUUCCAGGCGUUUUGUACACCUGAAUGCCGCGACAAACAGAUUGACAUUGACCACAAGAUGAAGAAAGUUUGUAAACAAUCAGGAGGGCAAGCAAGUGCUGGGAGCAGCAGAAAAAGCAAAAAUCAGUCUGGUUCUCAUCAUCCUGGAAAGCAUGCGGCUGUACAGUUUCACAUAUAAUUAGGUAGUUCACUGUGGUAGUGGUGCAUGGCUUGCAUUUUAUAGACUGGCUUGCACGUCCCUUCACGGAAUAGCCUAGUACUUAUACAGUUAGCUUAGGGUCAGCAUCUGCAUGUAUGCUUUUCCAGGUUAAACUUUUGGAUUCAGCUUUCAUGGUACAUUUUAUAAACAUGUCCUAAUACU
Molecule: messenger RNA, 754 nt
Organism: Rubroshorea leprosula
Lineage: Eukaryota; Viridiplantae; Streptophyta; Magnoliopsida; Malvales; Dipterocarpaceae
Source: the annotation of a GenBank genome assembly